Molecule: messenger RNA, 1567 nt
Organism: Cucurbita maxima (winter squash)
Lineage: Eukaryota; Viridiplantae; Streptophyta; Magnoliopsida; Cucurbitales; Cucurbitaceae
Product: probable folate-biopterin transporter 7
Exons: 2
Coding region: 165-1487 (440 amino acids)
Cellular component (GO): membrane
Source: RefSeq, a predicted model, not a curated record
AUGAAAUGACACUUGAAAUUCACAACGCCACCACCUUCGCCGCCACUGUCUCCACCGUAGCUGCAACCUUCCUUCUCUGAAAAUUCUGCAUUCAUUUUCUUCUAUUUUUCUGCAUUUAUUUUCUUCAAUUUUAGCAUUGAAUCGUCUUUUUUUCACCCUCGAUUAUGUCCGAAUCCAAUGCUAAUAAUCCGAUCCGGAAGGUUCUCGGAUUGGGAUAUUGGGUUCAGGGUUUCCGUUGCUUCCCAUGGAUGGCGGUUAACUUCUUCCUCAAGGACGGCCUCAAUGUAGAUCCUUCUACUCUUCAGCUUCUUCAAAACUCCGCUAAUCUUCCUAUGGUCGCGAAGCCUCUGUACGGGAUUCUCUCUGACGCCGUUUAUAUUUCCGGCCAACAUCGGAUCCCUUACAUCGCCAUUGGGGCUCUCCUACAAGCAGUAUCAUGGAUACCCAUAGCAACUAUGUCACCCUCAAGUAUUUCAGUUUUCACGAUCAGCAUAUAUCUUCUCCUUAGCAACCUCGGUGCUUCAAUAGCGGAGGUCGCUAACGAUGCCAUCGUUGCAGAGGCAGGAAAGCAGCCCACUUCUUCCAAGAAUUCUCGAGCUUCUUCAUCAGGUGAGCUACAAGCAUUUGUUUGGGUAGCAUCCUCUGCUGGUGGGAUUCUUGGAAAUCUUCUCGGAGGCAUCGGUAUCGAUAGGUUUUCGCCUCAAGAAAUGUUCCUGUUCUUUGGUCUUCUUCUUUUGCUUCAGUUUUUAUUAACCAUCAUCGUUCGCGAACGCUCUCUUAAUCUCCCUCAGAGCUCAACCAGUGCUGGUAUCAAGAAACAGCUCUCACAACUUUUCGUCGUGCUAAAAAGACCCGAAAUUGUGUAUUCCAUAACAUGGUUUGCUGCAUCUUACAGCAUAAUACCUGCACUGACUGGCACCAUGUUUUUUUAUCAGACAGAGAAUUUGAAAAUUGAGUCAUCUGUUUUGGGCAUCUCUAAAGUUAUUGGCCAAGCAGCCCUGCUGUUAUGGGGUGUAAUUUACAAUCGUCAUCUGAAGUCGAUCCCGUCUAGGAAACUUAUAUCAAGUAUCCAGGUUUUGAUGGCGGUGUUCAUGAUCUCGGACAUGCUGUUCGUGAAGGGAGUGUAUCGAGAAAUGGGCAUGCCAGACUUCGUAUAUGUUGUUUUGUUCUCUGGUCUUUCAGAGGUUCUGUUAUUCUUCAAGAUCUUGCCAUUCAGUGUUCUGAUAGCUCAGCUUUGCCCACCAGGAUGUGAGGGCUCUCUCAUGGCUUUUGUAAUGUCAGCCAUCGCCCUCGCGUUCAUAGUGAGCGGAUGUCUCGGUGUAGCGCUUGCGUCUUAUGUUGGCGUCACAGCAAAUGAGUUUUCUGGGCUCCCUAAUGGUCUAAUAAUACAGGCAGUCUGCACUCUUCUGCCAUUGUCAUGUUCAUGGUGCAUCCCUGAUGAUGUCAAAGCCAAAGGUAGAGAUAAAGACUCCAAAAAGCAGCAGUAGCACAAUGGAAGAAUGGUUAGCAUGGUCAGUGAAUUUGAAUAUACAUAUUAUAUUCCAUUAUUUAUAUUCCAUUUUAUAAC